Dujonia railenensis is the source of this 672-nucleotide messenger RNA. Lineage: Eukaryota; Fungi; Ascomycota; Pichiomycetes; Serinales; Debaryomycetaceae. The record is from the annotation of a GenBank genome assembly.
AUGUCUGACCUAGUUGAGUUCGCGCAUAAGAACUUGAACAAUAUCCCAGCCUGCCCGGAUUAUGAUUUAAUGAUCCUGGGAAAGCCGUAUGACAGCUACACUAAGGUGUUGUUGGAGAAGCGUCUUGUAGCUCGUGAGCUUGUAACCGACUACGGUACGAUCAGAUUCAAAGACUAUGAUUUCGAUUUAGAGAAACAUCAAAAUGCAAGGUAUGAAUAUUUGUCCAAGAUAUUUGGGAAAAUAGAGAAGGACGUUUACAUUGAAGCUCCAUUUUUUGUCGAUUAUGGAUGUAACAUUAAAGCAGGAAAGGGAUUCUACUGCAAUUUCAAUACCACAUUUUUAGAUUGUAGUAUUAUCACUUUCGGUGAUAAUGUUUUGAUAGGGCCCAAUGUUACUUUCUCUGCUGCAACUCACCCAGUUGACCCCCAGGAAAGAUUAGAAGUUGUAGACUUGUCAUACCCGAUCACCGUAGGAGAUAACGUCUGGUUUGGUGCAAAUGCGGUGGUCGUGGCCGGAGUUACAAUAGGAGAUGGAGCAGUGAUAGCAGCUGGUGCCGUGGUUACUAAAGACGUUCCUGCAUACACCGUGGUUGGUGGUGUUCCAGCAAGGGUAUUGAAGACGCUAGCACCCCCAACCAACACUACAGAAAAAGUGCAAGAAACAGAACAGUAG